Messenger RNA from Paramormyrops kingsleyae, 2041 nucleotides. It is a transcript of the gene rpusd4, whose product is annotated as RNA pseudouridine synthase D4. The record is from RefSeq and is a predicted model, not a curated record. Gene Ontology annotation, molecular function: RNA binding; pseudouridine synthase activity. NCBI's taxonomy places the organism in Eukaryota, Metazoa, Chordata, Actinopteri, Osteoglossiformes, Mormyridae. Gene Ontology annotation, biological process: pseudouridine synthesis.
UAUAGGCAUUUGUCAAAUUUUUUUAACUGACCUUUAACUGAAGGAUGAAAUCUGCACCACGUUUCAAGUCGUUUUAGUGUCAGUAACUAUGAAAAGCGUACGGACUUUUGCAACUCUCUGUCUCAAUGACCUGUUUUGGAUUAAAAGUCUUCACUGCCGAUCGGAGAAGGUACGGCCGCUGUGCGCGGUAAAACAACUUGUUUAUCCGGCCGUGCGAUCACAUGCUGCCGCUACCAAGAAGAAAGAGCAGCCGUCAGAUACUGCAGCGGCCACCAAAACUUGUCUAAAGGCUAUAGAUUUAGCCCAGAGAUAUCGGCGCGAUAAAAACAAAGCAGCGGAAAGCGAGAUUACGGUGUCCCCAGCGCAAAAGCGUGUCGCUGAGCUCCGGCAGCUGUCCCAGCAGCUGCAGUCCGUCCAUCCCAACGUCCUGGCCAAAGCAUUGCACCGGGGCCUGCUUUUCCACAACCAGGACAUCGUCGCCAUCAACAAGCCCUACGGCGUGCCUGUGCAUGGCGGCCCCGGUGUGGGAAAUAACAUCAGCGACGUCCUGCCGAUCUUGGCCAAAAUGAUCGACGGGAUUCGGGCGGAGUCUAACCUGUAUCUCUGCCACCGACUGGACAAGGAAACUACUGGGGUGAUGCUAUUGGCCAGGAGCGAGGAGGCAGCCAAUUACGUGCAAGAACUUUUCAGAGCUCAUCAAGUGGAGAAGAAAUAUUUGGUACUAAGUGUUGGGGUGCCUGUUCCCUCAGAGGGUGUGAUUGAUAUCCCUAUCAUGGAGAAAGAGGUCCAGGGGUCACAGCCACAUUACAAAAUGACCGUGAGCCCCUUAUACAAGGUGUCGGAGAGUGGUGAUGAGGUUACGCGUGUCCGAGCCAGUCGACAAGCCCACAGCGCUGUCACCCAGUACCGCGUGCUGGACAGCUCUGGAGGUUGCGCCCUGGUGGAGCUUCAGCCCAUUACAGGAGUGAAGCACCAGAUCCGUGUCCACAUGGCAUAUGGGUUGGGUUGCCCAAUCCUCGGGGACCAUAAGUAUGCCCACUGGGCCAGACUGGCACCACAGAAGUUGCCGGAAGGUGUGCUACGCCGGCUGGGCCUGGAGCAGAGCAAAGCGCGGCACCUCCCCCUCCACCUGCAUGCCCGGCAGCUGCUGCUUCCAGGCAGGAACGGUCAUGGGGACAUCAGCCUCUACUGCCCCCUGCCUAAAUUUUUCAUCAAUACUUUGCACAAGAUGAAGAUUGCCCUCCCAGAGAAGCCGUGAUGACCAUAGCCAGGCUUCCUGGGCUGGGGGGGAGGCUUGGGGGGUGGGGCCGUGUGGACGUUUGUGUGCAAUCCCAGCAUCAGUCCAGUGGGGUUUGCUUGUGGCCCGUUUGGAAGCUGCUCGGGGUCCACCCCUCAUAUGCCUUCACAGUGAAAAUUAAAUGGCAGUGGAACUUUAUUUUCCCUCCUUUUCAAGACAUACAGACAUUGGGAGAGCAAAACUUUGGGUCUGAAUUAAUUGUACUUUUUGAUCCCACUAGAUGGUGCUCUUGGUUUACUUUGAAACAUGCUUUGACAAAAUGCUCCCAUUUAUGAAAACAUAGCACCAUUUAGUGGGGUCAGAAAAUACAGUAAUUGAUUCAUGAAGCUUUAUUUGCUAAUCACUACUAGGAGCUACAGCUCUUGGAUUUAUGCGGCAAAAUUGUUAGUAAAUAAAUACAGAAGUUAUUACUGUGAGAACUGAUCCUCUUUUAUGGGUGGGUGACACUGACAGACAGAUUCAGGUUCUGUUUAUUCAUCACUGGUAGAACAAGCUCUCCUUCCUGCUGGCGUGGCUCCUUGGAUCUCUGCUCAGAUCUCUGCUUCCCUGCUCUGAAGCCACACUCCGCUGAGAUGAUCUGUUACCUAAAACAGUUGUGGCGUGUGGUUUUUGUAUUUUAGACCCCAGAAAAAAUCCCAACAGUGUCUGUGUCACCUGAAGGCUGUCCCUGUCUUUGAUAAACAUGAGUGAACUUCAUUUUUGAAGUACCAGUUGGAAUAAACCAUUCUUUUUAUUCUCAGAUUU